AUGGCUUCAGCCUCGGUCAUCAAACAAGCUGCUGUGCCUGGUUUACACACCGCACCGACUCUGGCCGAUCUGAAGCAGUCAUCCACCUUGUACAAUCAGCUUCCAUCCGACGAAGCACAGCCUCCGCUUCUUCUCAAUCAUUCCCAGGAAAUUCGCAAAAUUCUGACACGCUACAACGUCCAAGACAAGUUCGGCAUCCAUCUCAUCCAUGGGCAUUUUGAAAUUCCGAGCGAUCAGGUGAUGCUGGGUCAUUAUUUUGAGAGCCCCGCGGGAUGCUGGACAAAGCCCGUCCCCAUUGAAGAUGUUGACACAUCUAAUAUCCACGGUCAUACUUUCAAGCUGUCUCUGGACGGGAUACUGGUUGCUUAUGAGUACCGGGAAGGCCCGCCGAUCAAUGUUAGCGAAAUUGAUCCGUCUUUCUUUGAGGAUAUCUUCAGGUACCUCCUUGAACAUAACCUGACAGACAUAUUCGGGCUGCAAGCAUUACACCACGGGCCAUCUUCGCCAUGA
Molecule: messenger RNA, 510 nt
Organism: Aspergillus thermomutatus
Lineage: Eukaryota; Fungi; Ascomycota; Eurotiomycetes; Eurotiales; Aspergillaceae
Exons: 2
Coding region: 1-510 (169 amino acids)
Source: RefSeq, a predicted model, not a curated record